AUGCAAAAGAAAUACAAGAACAAAUGCGCCUCUCGGAUGCAAGAGCAACUAGCCAAGAUUCAGCGAGAGAUGAAAGAGCAAAUGAUGGAGUCCCAGAGAGAAAUGAUGAGUCAGUUAUCCCAGCUGUUGUUGAAAGGAGCGGAUAAGGGAAAGGGCCCUAUGGAUAAAGUUGAAGAAACUAACAAGGAUCCUCAAUACCCCCCUGGCUUCACUCCGACGCAUGUAUCGAUAAAGCCCGAGAUUAAUUUACCGAAACCAUUUGUCACGAUCAUGCCCCAGCAAUACCAGGCCAAUGCCUCGACACCAAUAAACAUUCCUAUAGGAUCAGGCUCUAAUCCCGGGGAUAAUCCAGCUAAUCCAUUUGUCCCGGACCUUGAUGACAUGGCAGAAAUGGAGAAAGGAAAAAUAGAUAUGGCAAAACAACUCGAUAAUCGGUGCAAAUGGCUUGAGGAAAAAUUCAAAGCAAUGGAAGUUACUGAUUACUGUGGCGGGAUCGACACCAAGGACUUAAGCUUGGUCCCAGAUCUGGUGCUCCCACCAAAAUUUAAAACCCCGGAGUUCGAAAAGUAUAACGGGACGAGCUGCCCUGAAGCUCAUAUUACGAUGUUCUAUCGAAGGAUGACAGGGUAUGUUAACAAUGAUCAGCUGUUGAUCCACUGUUUCCAGGACAGUUUGAUCAGAUCUGCGGCCAAGUGGUAUAACCAUUUCGGUAGUGCCCAAAUUGGUUCAUGGAAGGACUUGGCUCAAGCUUUCAUAAAACAAUACGGUCACGUGACGGACAUAGCACCCGAUGAAUCACCCUACAAAACAUGGAAAAGAAGUCGAGUGAAACCUUCAGACAAUAUGCACAACGGUGGAGGGAAAUAG
Molecule: messenger RNA, 867 nt
Organism: Gossypium arboreum
Lineage: Eukaryota; Viridiplantae; Streptophyta; Magnoliopsida; Malvales; Malvaceae
Exons: 1
Coding region: 1-867 (288 amino acids)
Source: RefSeq, a predicted model, not a curated record